AUGAAUUUCUUUAAAGGAGUUUCAUUAGUAAAUAUUCCACGUAUAUCGUCUAUCGGUAUUACUCAACCCGUUAGAUAUUUCUCCAUUACAUCUCCAAUCUUUGCCAGAAAAACAUAUGAUAGAUAUUAUAAAAUUACCAAACAAUUGACAUCUAUUGAUAAAAGAGAUUAUCAACCAGGUCAAGAACGUCCAAAAUAUAUGUCUGUUCCUAAAGAAAUGCCAAAAUUUCCAAGAUAUGAUUAUGAAACUAGAUUUUUCAAGAGUCAAAAUAGAGGUUUAUAUGGUGGUUUACAACGUAAAAGUUCUAAAAAAUGUUCAGAAUUUUUAAAUAAAACUUUAAGAUCUCAUAAACCUAAUGCUGUAUGGACCAAAUUAUGGAGUGAAACUUUAAAUAAAAAAUUGAGAUUGAAAGUAGCUGUUAAAGUCCUUAAAACUAUUAGUAAAGAGGGUGGAUUAGAUGCAUACUUAUUGAAAAGUACUCCAGGUAGAAUCAAGACCAUGGGUUUGAAAGCUUGGCAAUUAAGAUAUGAACUUUUACAAGCUCAAGAACAAAAAGAAAGAGGUACUGUUACUCUACUGGACGAUCAAGUUAAACCAGUCACUUAUAUUCAUUCUAAUGGUUUAAAAUUCCAUGCUACCAAAGAAGAAUUAUUAGAUGAAUUACAUGAAGCUGUUCAAAGAGAUUCUUAUUAUCCAAUUAAACCAAUUCAUUUCGAAAGACGUUACAGUUGGUGGUCAACCAAACAAAUUGUUGAUAAAUUAGAACAAUAUAAAUGGGAUUUCUCCAAAUUUGCUCAAUAA
Messenger RNA from Candida tropicalis MYA-3404, 801 nucleotides. Its product is annotated as mitochondrial 54S ribosomal protein bL28m. The transcript has a single exon. Gene Ontology annotation, cellular component: mitochondrial large ribosomal subunit. Lineage: Eukaryota; Fungi; Ascomycota; Pichiomycetes; Serinales; Debaryomycetaceae. Bases 1 to 801 code for a protein of 266 amino acids. The record is from RefSeq and is a predicted model, not a curated record. Gene Ontology annotation, molecular function: structural constituent of ribosome.